Molecule: messenger RNA, 442 nt
Organism: Parasteatoda tepidariorum (common house spider)
Lineage: Eukaryota; Metazoa; Arthropoda; Arachnida; Araneae; Theridiidae
Gene: Vps13D
Product: vacuolar protein sorting 13D
Biological process (GO): protein targeting to vacuole; protein retention in Golgi apparatus; mitochondrion organization
Molecular function (GO): protein binding
Source: RefSeq, a predicted model, not a curated record
AACCUCAAAAGAAUUAAUGGAUACUCAUCAUGAUGUUUGUGAAAGCUCUUUGCUUCUUCUAAUGGAAUUUUGCAUCGAUCAAAUGUCUUUUGAUGUCCAAAGUAGAGGUCAUAGUGUCGCAGAGCUACAAGUGACUGGUGUAAGAACAACAGUUUCCAAACAUCCACAUCAUAUUUCUCUUAGUUUAUGUGUUCAUAGUUUACUCCUUGUUGAUGCCUUGCAGACAUAUGGUCCUGAUUUUGAGCUGUUGUUAGCAUCUCAUAAGCAUUUGAGCAUGGACAGCACUAGUGGUAGUUUAAGAGAUAGUGAACCUAAUUCUCCAGCCUCCCCUGGCAGUCCGGAUGCUAUAAAUUCACCUAGUUUCUCUACUUCUGAUCAAACAUCCCCAGCUGUAUUAUCUGCUGCUUUAAGUAGUCUGAAAUCAUCCAGAACAGGUUUGUAA